ACUUGUCCUGCGCCCUACAUAACCACUUGCCGCAGUUUUAACUUACACGCCACAAUAUCCAGCUGUGAAAUUUACUAUUAUUAAUGCUAUUCAUUUCUCUGGCUUUGCAAGAUAUUCAUGCUCUGGUCGGGGUACUUAAGAAUUUAGGGAUGUGACAUGAAUCACACUCUGAAGUUUUGGAGACUGUCACCCCACAGGCUGCUGGGGACAGAGCUGGUCUCAUCCUCCAUCAAACCUUUGUGAAGUUUAAUUCAACAUAGACCGUAGCAACGCUGCUUUGGUGGAAAAUGUACUAUACAAGAAGGAAGCGACUGCAGCUGAGCCGAGUCCUUUUUCUCCUCUCUGGGGUUUUCCUCUGUACCCUCUACCAGCUGACCAUCAGUGUCCGGCUUCACGAGUCUAUGCCGCUGCUUCAGAUGAGAGUGGAUCCUGUCGAAGGGUCAACAGACGAGGGCGACGAUCCUACAGUAGCCACUCAAGCGCUGCAAAAACCUCUGAGUGAUACUUCUGAAUUAAUCCCCACAAAUCAAACAAAUGAGAUGAGAACACAAACAACCUCUCAUUUUAAAGCAUCCACACCCACCAAAUCUCCACUGAAGCCAACUACAAACCAGACUGGGAACUGCAUCUUUUUUUCUCCUGAGCCUCUGACACCGUCACCAGCUCCUGCUCCUCCUGUAACUACCACCACUCCAGCAUCUCCUGGUGAAGACCAGCAUGUGAAGGGUGAAUACCCCGAAGACAUCUUUUCUGUUGAUGAACGCAGACAGGGCUGGGUGAUCCUCCACAUCAUCGGGAUGAUGUACAUGUUUGUGUCGCUCGCGAUAGUUUGCGAUGAGUUCUUUGUUCCCGCUCUGGGUGUAAUCACAGACAAGUUAGCCAUCUCUGAUGACGUGGCAGGAGCCACCUUCAUGGCUGCCGGAGGCUCUGCUCCUGAGCUUUUUACCUCUCUGAUAGGAGUCUUCAUCGCCCACAGCAACGUGGGGAUCGGCACAAUAGUCGGCUCCGCUGUUUUCAACAUUUUGUUUGUGAUUGGAACGUGUGCUUUGUUUUCUCGGGAGGUGCUUCAUUUGACCUGGUGGCCUCUUUUUAGGGACGUGUCCUUCUACAUUUUGGGCCUCAUCUUACUCAUAGUUUUCUUCCUGGAUAAUGUCAUAAUGUGGUGGGAGAGCAUGAUGCUGGUGGCUGGGUACACAUGCUAUGUAAUUUUUAUGAAGUUCAACGUUCAAAUAGAGAGCGUCUUCAAGACCCAAAUCCACAAGCACAAGAGCAUUGUCAGAGUUAUUGCUGUGGAGGAACCGGAAAAGACAAAUGGAGAUGGUGAAGUUAAUGCCCCACCUGCUCCAGAGGACAAGAAUUGGUUAAAGUUGAAGCCGUCCCUUCAGCGAGGGGGGAGUUCAGCUUCUUUACACAACAGCACCAUGAGGAACACCAUCUUCCAACUCAUGAUCCACACGUUGGACCCUCUGGGAGAUGGGAAAUUUAAGGACAAGGCUGAGACUCUGAAUACUGUGGCUAGUCGGAAGGCAGAGAGAAAAACCCAAGCCAGAAGUGAAGAUGGUGAAGGACCAACCAGACAGACCAAAGAGCCAGAGGCUGCGACAGCCUCAGAGAAAGAGACUCAGGAACAGCCGCAGGACAAGCAGGUGCUCUCCGUCUAUGACUCCUGGGCUCUGAAAAAGCCCAGAAGUCAGUCUUUGACACCUGUCUAUGACGACGUGCCUGCAGGAGAGGGAGGAUCCGAAGGCUCCGAGGGCUCGGACCCUGACGGCGCCGACAGCGACGACAGCAGCGUCGAGGACAGCAGCGAGUCCAGCGAAGGCCAAGAUGAUGAAGAGGAGGAUGAUGAAGAGGAGCAGAAAGGAGACGAGCCUCUGUCUCUAGAGUGGCCCGACACGCGGCGCAAACAGGCCACGUACCUCCUCCUGCUGCCCAUCGUUUUCCCUCUGUGGCUCACAGUCCCUGAUGUUCGGAGGCAGAAAUCCAGAAAAUUCUUUGCGGUCACAUUUUUGGGCUCCAUCAUGUGGAUCGGCAUCUUCUCCUACCUCAUGGUGUGGUGGGCCCAUCAGGUCGGUGAGACCAUCGGCAUCUCAGAGGAGAUCAUGGGUCUGACCAUCCUCGCCGCAGGCACGUCCAUUCCCGACCUCAUCACCAGUGUGAUCGUGGCGCGUAAAGGCCUGGGGGACAUGGCCGUGUCCAGCUCCGUGGGCAGCAACAUCUUUGACAUCACCGUAGGCCUGCCGGUCCCGUGGCUCCUGUACUCGUCCACCCACGGCCUGGCCCCAGUGGCUGUCAGCAGCAACGGGCUCUUCUGCACCAUCGUGCUGCUCUUCCUCAUGCUCCUCUUCGUCAUCGUCUCCAUCGCGUUGUGUAAGUGGAAGAUGAACAAGGUCCUGGGCUUCACCAUGUUCCUGCUCUACUUCAUCUUCCUGGUGCUGAGCGUGAUGCUGGAGGACCGCGUCAUUAUCUGUCCUGUUUCUAUAUGAACCUUUGAUCGCGGGCCUCUCACAGGAAGCCGAACUCUUCCCUUCUGACCUGAAGCUGAAUUCUUAUGAAGAUGUGGAUUUGAUGGGCGCGGGUCCGGAUAUCCGUAACAACUUUGCAGAAAGCUUUUGUAGAUGCUCCACAUUGCUGCCAGGUCUCAUUUGUCAGCAGAAAAACACAUUACAAUAUGUUUUAGAAGUGUUUUGCAGUGAUGGCAGCUUCUACAUUAACUAUUAAAAAUGGAGACUUUUCAGUGUUAACACUAUCAACAGCAUUAGAUCAUAUAGAGAUUUUACAUGUUGUUGUUCAGGUUUCCACAAUAUAGAGUGAUGUUUCAUUACAGAAAAUCAAAGCUUCGCUUAACUUAUUAUUCCAUAGACAAAAUAAUAUAAAUAAUGUGGAAAAAUCUGCUUGGAAAAAGACAUUGUAAUAGAAUCAACAUGUUUAUUCAUAAAUGAAAGCAAACUAUACAGUACAUGUCGAUCCAGACGGGAUAAAUUUGAUUUCUUGUUUAUGUAAAAAUCAUACAAAUCAGUAUCUGUGUUACAAAUGAUAAAUAAUACUUCAUAAACAUUUAUACUGUAAACAACACGUAGACAUCAAAUGAUGUUUUGGUCAUCAGCAUUUUCUUUUUGUUUUUUUACUCACUGGUUACAACUUACAAGGUGUUAAAAUGGUCGAAAUGCAACUGUACAUGCUGUGAGUGGUGUUUCAUGAAAUCCAGCAUAUUAUCAUUAGUGGUGCAGUGCAGUAAUAGGCUGUGCAGCUGAAUCACACUAUAAACAGGAUGUAGGCAGGUGAGC
This is a messenger RNA of Betta splendens (Siamese fighting fish), 3287 nucleotides long. It is a transcript of the gene slc24a1, whose product is annotated as solute carrier family 24 member 1. Lineage: Eukaryota; Metazoa; Chordata; Actinopteri; Anabantiformes; Osphronemidae. The transcript is spliced from 10 exons. The record is from RefSeq and is a predicted model, not a curated record. Gene Ontology annotation, biological process: long-term synaptic depression; calcium ion transmembrane transport; long-term synaptic potentiation. The coding region runs from base 288 to 2486 and encodes 732 amino acids. Gene Ontology annotation, cellular component: membrane. Gene Ontology annotation, molecular function: calcium channel activity; calcium, potassium:sodium antiporter activity.